Messenger RNA from Echinops telfairi (small Madagascar hedgehog), 2848 nucleotides. It is a transcript of the gene RAB11FIP4, whose product is annotated as RAB11 family interacting protein 4. Lineage: Eukaryota; Metazoa; Chordata; Mammalia; Afrosoricida; Tenrecidae. Gene Ontology annotation, biological process: endocytic recycling; regulation of cytokinesis. Bases 82 to 1767 code for a protein of 561 amino acids. The record is from RefSeq and is a predicted model, not a curated record. The transcript has 14 exons. Gene Ontology annotation, cellular component: cleavage furrow; endocytic vesicle; recycling endosome membrane.
GUGCAAAAGCUUGUGAAGUACCUGGAUCCCAACGACCUGGGGAGAAUCAACUUCAAGGACUUUUGCCGGGGAGUGUUUGCCAUGAAAGGGUGUGAGGAGCUGCUGAAGGAUGUGCUGUCCGUGGAGAGUGCAGGGACACUGUCAUGUGCACCUGCGAUCCCAGACUGUGUGGAGCAGGGCAGCGAGGUUUCAGGCCCCACCUUUGCUGAUGGGGAGCUUGUCUGCAGGGAGCCUGGCUUCUUUCCUGAGGAGGAGGAGGAGGAAGAGGAGGCGAUGACACUGGCCCCUCCUGAGGGCCCCCAGGAGGCAGAUAUGGAGAGUCCCAUGGAAAGCACCCAGAGCCUGGAGGGGUCGUUCGGGAGCCCAGCCGAGGAGAAGGAUGCGGGGCUCAGAGGCCUGUUUCUGCCAGAGGACAAGUCCCUGGGCCACACUCCAUCCAUGACGACGUCGGACCUCUCCACACACUCCACCACCUCGCUCAUCAGCAACGAGGAGCAGUUUGAAGACUACGGGGAGGGAGAGGAUGCGGACUGUGCCCCCAGCAGCCCCUGCCCCGACGAUGAAACUAGGACCAAUGUCUACUCAGACCUGGGCUCUUCCGUGUCUUCCAGUGCGGGCCAGACCCCGAGGAAGACGCGACAUGCGUACAGCAGUGAACUUUUGGAUGUGUACUGCUCGCAGUGCUGCAAGAAGAUCAACCUCCUCAAUGACUUGGAAGCCCGGCUCAGAAACCUCAAGGCCAACAGCCCCAACCGAAAGAUCUCCAGCACAGCCUUUGGACGGCAGCUCCUGCACAACAGCAACUUCAGCAGCAGCCAGGGAAGCACCGAGGACCUGUUCCGGGACAGCAUCGACUCCUGUGACAACGACAUCACUGAGAAGGUGAGCUUCCUGGAGAAGAAGGUCACCGAGCUGGAGAAUGACAGCCUGACCAAUGGGGACCUGAAGAGCAAGCUAAAGCAAGAGAACACGCAGCUGGUGCACAGGGUGCACGAGCUGGAGGAGGUGGUGAAGGACCAGGAGACCACUGCCGAGCAGGCCAUGGAGGAAGCAGCUCGGCGCCACCGAGAGGCCUACAGCAAGCUGGAGCGAGAGAAGAGCACCCAGGUGGAGCUGCUCAAUACCAGGGUGCAGCAAUUCGAGGAAGAAAACACUGAGCUGAGAACGACCGUGACCCGGCUCAAGUCUCAGACGGAGAAGCUGGAUGAGGAGCGGCAGCGCAUGUCGGACCGGCUGGAGGACACCAGCCUGCGGCUCAAGGAUGAGAUGGACCUGUACAAGCGCAUGAUGGACAAGCUGCGGCAGAACCGCCUGGAGUUCCAAAAGGAGCGCGAGGCCACCCAAGAGCUCAUCGAAGACCUGCGGAAGGAGCUGGAGCACCUGCAGAUGUACAAGCUGGACUGCGAGCGGCCGGGCAGGGGCCGCAGCGCGUCAUCCGGCCUGGGCGAGUUCAGUGCCAGGGCCCGGGAGGUGGAGCUGGAGCACGAGGUCAAGCGGCUCAGGCAGGAGAACCAUAAGCUACGGGAUCAGAACGACGACUUGAAUGGACAGAUCCUGAGCCUCAGCCUCUAUGAAGCUAAGAACCUCUUUGCCACUCAGACCAAAGCCCAGUCUCUGGCUGCGGAAAUAGACACAGCUUCACGCGAUGAGCUCAUGGAAGCCCUGAGGGAGCAGGAGGAAAUCAACUUCCGCCUGCGACAGUACAUGGACAAGAUCAUCCUCGCCAUCCUGGACCACAACCCCUCCAUCCUGGAGAUCAAACACUGAGCAGGGGCUGGCUGCCAAGCAGCCUCAGGGCCCGGGGGUGGGUCCCACCUGAGAAUAGGGGCCCCAGCUCAGCCUCGCACCCCCACUGUAAAUGUGUCUCUGGCCACCGUGCGUGACAUGUCCUGUGUCUGUGGGGCCGCCCGUGCCCACUCCUGGGCUGUGGCUGCGUGCCCUGCCGGCGGAUGGCACAUGCACUUUGUGAGCCCUUUGCAAGGGGCCCUGGUGCUGGAGGGGGAGCAUAGGGCCUGCUCUCUCGAGGUACUGUAAUACCACCAGCUGGAUGCUGGCAGCGUACAGACUGGAUAAAUGACUCUACCUCUGGGGAGAAGGAGUUAGAAACACUCAAGGGAGCGAGGCCCUUCAGCCCGGCCUCGGCCCCUCUGGGGUAGGGCACACACAGUCAUCCUCUCAGCAGUUUGACCACCCAGCAGCUGGGUGCUCCCAACCUCCGUGGCUGGGCUCAGGCCACCUCCGUCGCUGUUCCAGCAGGGCUGGCGCCUUCUGGGUGGCAGGAACCCGUGCGGGCUGAGGCCCCACUGCCGGCGAGCACAGCAGCUCUCUGCGGGGUUCUUGCACCUGCUCCCGAAGCACGACUCACCCUGCCUACCCACCUCCCUCUGUUUCAUCCUCCUCUUAAGACACUGGGAGGAAGUGGAGAAGGUGGGGGAAGUCGGUUGGUGGUAGGGUGGGGCGUCUAUGUGGCCAUGGGUAUUGGACAACCAAAGAAGGGGCUUGGGGAGGACAAGGACCCCAUCCGUCAGUCGCCUCCCUGCAGUGAUGGUAUUCUAGGAGUAAGAUUAGUGAGGACAGCGGCUAGUGCCAGGCCUCAAAAUCUGGGCUCUGGGCCAAGUUGUACAGUAGGAACCCCUCGUGCCUGCUUUAAGAAACACUCAUCCAGUUCACGGGGAGGCCAUGGUGGCAGACCCAGCCGGGAAGCCAAGUCUCCUCCCCCACCCCCCACGAGGGCUGUGUGUAUGGGGCAUGUCCGGGACUCUGGAGCAUCCUAGGGCAUCUCUGUCUUAUACGGCCUGUGACUCGUCUCCCUCACCACUUCUACAUAAAUGCAUCCCGUAUGACUCUC